CGGUGCUACGGGGGGCAUCAAUAAAGCAGCUACUAGUGUAGGUUUUCUCUUCGGCCUGCUGGAUGAUGCUAUCCCGUUCUGGCGUGUGGAGUGCCCGAUUGCCACGAACGGCAACACGGUUAAGUACAGUAGAUGUCUGCAGUUUCCAGUUCGCAGCUACUAUGCCAGAAAGUCUUUUGACUUCUGUUACUAGCAAACGUUCGCAACACUCGUUCCAAGUCCAGCGUACUAAACAGGCCGUUUUUUGGUAGCCACCUUCUACAAUUCUCCGUCAUAACUUUUAAACUUUUCGGGUUACCCGAUUGACUCGAACGAACGACGAUUGGUGUGCGGGGCAUACACACACGUUCCGACGCGUUUGCCUCCUGUAUUGCCUGCUGACUGGUUGGUUGGCCUGAUCGGUCAGCCUCUCGUGUGGUUAUUUCGGUGUGUAUUAUUGCGCGCUGCUGUGUUCGGUGUGGAGUCUUCGGUCUCAUCAUCUUCAUCUUUCUACGCGGCCCAACCGAGGGAUCGUCUGCGCGCUGCUCUACACUACUCUUGCCUUCAAGUGCGGAAGAUCAAUUUAGUCAUAAUAGCGAUACGCACAGAAGCGCUCGGAAGUUAUAUUACAUCUGCGAUAUUAUUAACUCUCACACUUUUUUCGACUGUGCUGGAGUUUAGAGCGUCUUAUUGCCGUGCAGGAGCUCAGCGGUAUUCGUUGAUAGGUUUCCAAUUUUAUUGGUUAUUUUAUUGCUGCAACCUACCAAGUUUGGUAAAUCAACCGCCGUUCUGUGACCACAAGAAGAUUUUCUGCAAAAGAAUAGUGAAUUUCAAUUGAAAGUUGCGGAAGAGAGAGAAAUCCUCAUCAUUAAAGUGCCACAAAUGUACCAAAUUGUGAUAAAUGUGAGUUAAAUAGUUCAAGUACACAUCAGAAGCUUAAAAAAUAAAGUGCUCAACCAAGGAAAUUUAUUUUCCAAAUCUACACAACAGGACCAUCUCGUUUAUUUCUCACAGGAAUAUUUUUUCGACUCAGAAUCAGUUCCCAGUCGCGGAUUGCAGGAUUCCAUCCAUCGCAGUGAGAGGGUGACUAAUCCGAAGUAAGCAGACUAUAAACCAUAGCCAACACUCAUUUCGCCCCCUCAAAAAAAAAAAAAAAACUCAAAUUGCCAACAGUAAACACAUCACACCCAAUAAUUCUUCCAAAAACAAGAAACGAAACAUAAGCAAAAAAAAUCACUUCUCAUCAAACAACCUCAACAAAAAAGCCAAGAAUUUAAUCGAUAAACCGAUAAACUAAAACAAAACCCCAUCGGAAAUCACCGUUCUCAUCACCAACCCAACAACAACCAAAAUGUAUCUCGCCACGCUGCGAAUCGACAACGACAACCACGGUAGGGGCGACUUCCGUCCCAAGAUGCGGCCGAAGUGCGAGUUCGUGUGCAAGUACUGCCAGCGCCGGUUCACCAAGCCGUACAACCUGAUGAUCCACGAGCGCACCCACAAGAGCCCGGAGGUGACGUUCUCGUGCGAGGUGUGCGGCAAGUACUACAAACGGCAGGAAAAUAUCCGCUCGCAAAGAUGCAGUCAGUGUAUUUGGCGAUCAAUCCAUACGUACGGCAUGAACGGUAACAACAAUAACCGGGCAUACUGAGUGCGGCCCUGGUCACUGUUUUUCUAAUAUUAAUAUGCUAAUUACGAUUACGAUUAUUUAAAACAAAAGAAAGAGAAUCCUUACCGAGUCCGUGUAUGACGAAGAAGCAGCAAGCGAACUUGAUUGAGAAUUGAGAAGACUGCGUUGUGUGGUACAGGGUGUUUGAAAAGUAGUUACAAAGACACGGAAGCAAACCGAUCCAGUUUACAGUGUACUUAUUGAGCGUGAGUGAGAGCAAAAGUCUUAAGACAGUGUGGACGAAUGAUGAUUGUACAUUAUAUUAUUACUAAAUCAAAAGAAUACGUGCGGAGAAAAAUGUGAAGAGAAAAACUUUAAAGUUUGACUUUGAAGGCUUAAGAUCAAAAUAAAAGAAUGUGAAACUACUAUUAAUGAUAAUCUCGUUUCAAACUUGUACAUAGCUUCGAGAACAAACAGACAAUGCUUUAAACUUGUUUUUAUUGUCCUAUUUUCCAUAAUCAUUAUUUACACCGGGCAAGUUGAAAGUAAAUGAAAAUCCAACAGAUCUAUUUCGCAUUUUACGUUUAGUUACGAAUACCUAUCGCACUUUUAAUCAACCACUAUUUAGAAUGUAUGACUAAUUUAUAUUCGAACUAUUAACAUUAUAUCAUCCCUUAUUUCUUAGUUUAGUUCAUAGAGAUAUAUUUAAAUACAUGCGCAAAGUAUCCCAGUUAACUUGUAAUUAUUAGCCUUUAAUAUCAAAUUUUGGCGAACUUACUUCAUGCGAGUUUCUUUUGCGAUCCUCUGCGGUUCCCUAGGCUGUCUACUUAUAUUUUACCAUGUGAUCGACCCCAUCCCGACGAAGUUCACGUUAUAGUGCCAAGUCAUGCUGACCAUCGUCAUUGUCGUCAGUUUCGUUGAUAAAUUGAUGGAACAAGGGAAAAAACGAUUCUCAUUCAGCUCUUAACAAAUCGAACCAUGAAAAGACCAACUAAGUAAAGACUUUUUGAUCUUUUCGGCACAUUACUUCUGAAGAAAAAAAAAUCGCACCCCACAGUCAGCACGUUUUCUCCUGGGAAUCGCCUCAACUUGACAUCUAAAGAAAGAGACACUCAAAAACACUUUCAUCGUCGGUCCAUUGAGCUACUGGUUUUUUGUGCAAUAUUUUCGAGCCCAAAUUGAUCCCUGGAGAGUAGCGUGAACUUGUUGAAAUCUAUUGAGCUUAUUUUUCCUCUGACACGAAACCUCAGCAAACUUCUAGCCGUGCUUAGAAUAGAUUCUAGUCUUACCCGUGAAGAAAUCAUUGAAUAUUCGAAUAAAACGAGAACAAGCAGACGGAACAAUAGUGCCUCUUUUGUUAUCCGAGUUUUUGAGUGCUGUCCAUCCAUCUCGCAAAAAAUAGAACACAAUUUUGAAACAGUAAAUUUACAAUUCAGAAGAAUAAAAUAAAACGAUUUCUCAAAAUGAUUACUCACUCCAUAUACAGUUAUAAUUUUCGAAAAGUCAAUAUUAUCAGUAAACACAUUAAAGCAAGUUAGAAGACAAAUCAAAUCAGCGGAUGAAAACAAUCCACAUGUUAUCGAAUAAGCAUUCCACUUUAAUUGCGUAUACAAAACAUGUUAAUAUUUUAUAAUUAUUAAAUCUUAUGUGAAGCAGCGAAAGUGAAAUAAAUGCAAAAGUAAACGCUAUAA
This is a messenger RNA of Aedes aegypti (yellow fever mosquito), 3279 nucleotides long. RefSeq names its product protein drumstick (gene drm). Gene Ontology annotation, biological process: regulation of transcription by RNA polymerase II; embryonic pattern specification; embryo development. Lineage: Eukaryota; Metazoa; Arthropoda; Insecta; Diptera; Culicidae. The transcript is spliced from 4 exons. Gene Ontology annotation, cellular component: nucleus. The record is from RefSeq and is a predicted model, not a curated record. The coding region runs from base 1331 to 1630 and encodes 99 amino acids. Gene Ontology annotation, molecular function: RNA polymerase II transcription regulatory region sequence-specific DNA binding; DNA-binding transcription factor activity, RNA polymerase II-specific.